Platichthys flesus (European flounder) is the source of this 4254-nucleotide messenger RNA. RefSeq names its product chromosome 19 C18orf54 homolog (gene c19h18orf54). The record is from RefSeq and is a predicted model, not a curated record. NCBI's taxonomy places the organism in Eukaryota, Metazoa, Chordata, Actinopteri, Pleuronectiformes, Pleuronectidae. Bases 2227 to 3813 code for a protein of 528 amino acids. The transcript is spliced from 15 exons.
UACACACUUGGCAUCUAUUGCACUUCUGCCGUCUGAGGUUUCUAUGUAUUUGUACCUGUUAAAAGGAUUUUUAGUAGUUUGUCCUGACUCUUGCUGAGGGUUAAGAGCAGAGGAUGUCUCACCAUGUUAAAGACUAAGAGACAAAUUGUGAUUUGUGAAUAUGGGCUAUACAAAUAGAAUUUGAUUGAUUGAUUGAUUGAGACCGAUAAAAAUAAUCCAUUAACUUUGACAUCUUCCAUUCAGAGAGUGAAGAAGAUUGAGGGAUAUAUAUUUCUUUCCCUUUGAUGUUGGGAUUGAGAGAUUUAUCUUUCUUUCCAAACAUGUAAGAAGAACCUAUGAUUUUUUCUUCAGAGCCUGAAGAUUGAUCCAGAAAUGCAUCAUCAGCAGUUCAGCUGAGAUGCUCCUCAAGCCCUCAGCCUGACAGACACAGGGUUGGUGUGAAGGCACCAAAGCACGAGCUCCUUGCACAGUGUUGUAGCUGGGUUAGGGCAGAGAUCAGUUAAUUGUUCAAUAGAUUCAACCCUUUUAUUGAUUUACAUUUAUUUUUAUAUUAGUCCUUGUAUGGGAAAACCAUGUGUAUCCAAUCGUUAUGGUGCCUGAACUUUGAAGCAGAGUGAUCCCUCUUUCUGCCCCUCACAUCUCUGUGUUCAGUAGUGACGUCACAGACUCUGGGUUAAAGGGCCUCCAGCCUCAUGAAGAAGGAUGAACAACAAUCGGUCGUUGCCUCACGAUGUCUGUCGUCAGGUUUCAUUGGGUUCUGAGAAAUAACUGACACAGGAUAUACGACCCAGCUGUCACAACCCGUCUAAUAUUAUACAUCACAAGUAAACAACAUCAACCGGACAACAUCACAGGACUUAUUCCAUAUCUCACCUGCAAACAUGGAGGAGGGUUUUUGACCUAUAAAGCAGCCAGCCACCAGGGAGCGCUCCUGGUGUUCCUCACUUCUUAAUAAAAACAAUUCAUAAAUAAAAAACAAGUACAAGUACAAACCAAAUUAUUUUCUGCACCCGUUAAGAGCACAUGAGAAGCAGAAUGAGAAGAGAAAGAAUUCACUUGGAGAGGAGAGGAGAGGAGAGGAGAGGAGAGGAGAGGAGAGGAGAGGAGAGGAGAGGAGAGGAGAGGAGAGGAGAGGAGAUGGAUAUCCGAAUAAACCCUAACCCUUGUGCCUGCUGCCGUCUGGCCGACGCUGCCGCAGCAUCCGGGCCAGCACCACCAGAGACAGUUUCCUCCAAUCUGUCAUAAUUCCUUUAACUCUGCACCUUACCAUAUUUGCACUAUUAUAUUUUUUGAUAUUCUAUGCUACAUUUAUUUCAAUUAAUAUUUUUUUUGCUUGUAGAGCCUGUGAGAGCAUUUCAUGACCAGCGACUGCUAAAUGUUAUUGGUGUGCACAUGACAAUAAACUCUUGAAACUUGAUGAGAUAAGUUAAUAUGAGACAAGCUUCUUUUUAAUGGCAUUGCAGUGUAAACAUUGCACUAAUAGCGUCAGACAGCAAUAAAAUGACACAGACAAGAUCUCCACCCUUCAAUAUAAACACUUCACUAUAAGGAUCUCUUUGCUUCAUUUGGGCUCCUGUCCAUGAAGGAGGAGACAGACAUGAAGAUGUGACACACUGUCCUAGCAGCCACUUAAAUAUCAACCAGUAGACAUGAGAAUUCACUAAGUUGGGCUGAGGGUCAAGCAUCACAAAGAGACAAAUGAAAAACGUGUGUCAAGAAUACUGGGACCCAACGACACAGACAUCUUUAUAAUAUACAAAAACAUGUAGGUAUAGAAGGAGGCUGCAGAAACAGAACUGACGAGUCAUUACCUGUCUCAGGACGAACAGGACUCAAUCCGGACUUUAUAGAUCAACAGCAGUGGACCUGGGUUAGGGUUUGUCCCCAAGCGGAUUCUAGAGUUAGGGUUAACCCUAACCCUAACCCAGCGGAUUGAGUUCUAACUAUAGAAUCCUCAUCACAGGAGGAGCAGCUCGGCAGGAGGCUGAUAACAGGAGGAUGCAGGCUGGUCUCCACACUCCAGUCCUGUAGGUGGCGCUGAUGCCAAGGAGCUUGUUUUCAAACCUCCAACAAAUCAAAAGAAGAAGAAUGGAACCGAACUUAUUUUGAGCGUGUUGUUUGUUUCACUGUAACGGAGCCGAUGCGUGUUUAACCCGGUUUAACUCGGUUUAACUCGGUUUAACUCGGGUUUCUCCGGGAUACUCAUCUUCUCAGUGAACAUUAGACAUGAUGGACAGUCGCAGCCUGGUGGGUGAGGUUCUGUCUCCGGAGUCGACGGUGACCUCCCUGAUGUCCAACACCGGUCGUCUGAGGAGCAGCCUCCUGCCUCCUGAACACAGCAGCAGCAUCAGAUACAGAAACAAGGACUACGACUCGGCCUCUGCGGCGCUGGACGCCUACAUCGCAGACUUUGAGGGUAGUUGUCAGAACUGCAGGUUUCCAGCAGGAGGACUCGUCCUGCCUCGUAGUCUCCUGUCCACGCCGAGCAGACCCAGAGUCAGCACACUCAGAAACAAAGAUGUUCUCAGGGAGAGCUUGACUGAGAGAGAGCUGGACUUCCUGAACCUUCCCGUCUCCUCCCUUCAUCACGGUGCUAACAGAGACCGACUCUCCAUGACGACAGACGAGCUGCUGUCAAUCCCUAACGAUGGAACGAUGCCUGUCACUCAUACGUCUGCCUUUAUCCAAGGCCUCGUGUCUCAGUCUGGAGCCUCACAGCUCCACUGCUCCUCCUCCAGUUCAGGACCUAGAAACUGUGCUGGGGUCAGCGGCAGCUUCACCAACCCCCAGCUGAACCACCACCACCCUCAACUGACCAGGAUCUCCAGGUGCAGAGGAAGAGGAGCAGCCAUGUUCAAAACACAUGACAACGAUUUCCCUUCCACACACAGAGCAGCAGGGUCAGAGGUCACAGAGCCUUCCUCAGGUCCUCCUCACUGGUUCAGCAGAAGCAGGGCUGACUGCGAGCCCUCUGGAACCAGCAGCACCCCUGACCUGAACUACCCAGCAUGGGUCCAGGGCUGCAGCGAGUCGCAGCCACAGCUGUGGGACAAAUACAGUUUUCCUGCAGCUGUGAGAACCAGAGCUCCAUCCUGGGUAGCAGAGCUCGAGGAAGAUGAUCUCGACCAGACACGUUCACAGGUUGGAGAUCUGAGGCUCCAGUUAGCUGAUCAGAUUUCACUGCUCGCUGCAGAGAGGAAAAGCUCUGACAUCAUGGACCCUCACAUGAUGUUCAGAGACAACAGGAUCGAGUGUUUGAUCCAGAAGGCCGAUCAUGUGUUGAACUCUCUGUGUCAGAGCCGUGACGGAGCAGACAAACCUGCAGUUAGUCCAGUGAACACUGAGGAGCUGCUCAGUUCAUCCUCACGCUGUCCAUCAUUAACUCUGGACCCAGCAGCAGGGGGCAGCACAGAGGCUCUGAGUGACAGAGGAGCUGAGACGUUGAGCAGCGGUCUCCAUGGUAUCUGGAAGCAGCCCGGUCCAGUGGAGGCUCUGAAACAGAUGCUGUUCAGACUGCAGGCGGUGGAGACCAAGCUUCAGCGACAUGAAGAAGAAGCAUCAGAAGCUCAAACACACCCUGACAGGCUGCAGGCUCCAGGGACGCAGACGACUGAAGAGGGGCUGGAGAGUGUUUCUGGUGGACCAUCACUACACAGAGCUCUGCAUCACCUGAGUCGUCUGAAGCUCCUGGUGGAGGAACCCAGGGAGAUGAACAGAGAGGAGGAGAGGGAUGAAGAUGAAGGACGCUACUCUUCCUCAUCUGCUGACGGACUCAUCUGUACGCAGCUGAAACUCUCCCAAAGCUCACGUUAGUUUCUCACUGUCCAGGAAGAAUCUGGAUGAACUCUGGAUGAAUGAUUGAGAUGAGAAGGUGCCGUGCAUCGAAACCCAGAACUGAGACUGAACCAGACCCGAUGAGGAGCCAAUGAAAAGUGUGGAAGUGACGAGAAGUGUUCACGUGAAGGAAGCUGUGAAAGUUGGAAACAUGGUCUCAUCUCGUUUUUCAUUAAAGUCUGAACUUUGGGAAAUCUGCUUGUUUUUCACAGAAUCAUUGAGAUUGGAUUAUUUAUCUUUCUUCACAUUCAGAUUGUUAUGGUUCUGCUCUCAACCCUCGCUCACACUAACGGCUCCUGCUUGUGCUCCAACUGUGUGUUGACACCCCCCCACCACUUUGUGCACAUGGUGGGGGUCACAACCUCACGGAUACUGUAAGGAAAAUGUGACAAUAAAAUUAGUAAUUAUUAUUAAAAUUUG